This is a messenger RNA of Mugil cephalus (flathead mullet), 3868 nucleotides long. Its product is annotated as neuritin-like. NCBI's taxonomy places the organism in Eukaryota, Metazoa, Chordata, Actinopteri, Mugiliformes, Mugilidae. The transcript is spliced from 3 exons. Gene Ontology annotation, biological process: nervous system development; neuron projection extension. Gene Ontology annotation, cellular component: plasma membrane. Bases 257 to 811 code for a protein of 184 amino acids. The record is from RefSeq and is a predicted model, not a curated record.
CACCGUUGUUUGAAUAAAGGCUGCGAGCCAUUUGGGAUGGUUUGACACAGAAAGAUGCCUCGCGUCUUUUUUAGUAUUAUUAUUUUUUAUUUUAUCUUAGUGCCUGCAUCGAUGCUAUAACUGUAUCUUUAUUUAUCUCCAUCAGUGUGGCAUGACGGCUAUGAGACCUGUACCACGGCCAACUGUUUGUCUUGUAGUACACCCAGCUAGGAUAUAUUACUGGUAUUUAGUGAGUGGAUUUACCUAAAACUGAAAAAUGUUAAAUCCAAGUUUUAUUAAUAGGCCAUUUCAUGUUUUAUCUUUAAUGUUUACUCAUGAAUUAUGCACAUUAUCAUUGACACAUCUUCAUUUUCAAACAGAUGUGAGCAGAGCUUUCCAAGCCAUGUGGAAGAAAUGUGAGGACUGUAGUGGUCAGGAAUACUCCGCAUUCCUGUCCCUCACUGCAUCAGGAGACUCUCCAGAUGUGAAGUGUGAGAACAUAUACAAGGAUUUUUCUGAAUGUGUCCUGGAGCUGGGGGAGAGCAUGGACAACUACCAGGAGAACGUGACCAGUGAGAGCGGAGUGGCAGCCGUGUGCAGCCACUGGGAAGCCUUCCACACAUGUGCCCUCACCGCGUUGUCAGACUGUCAGGAGGAAGUCAGCUCCAUCUGGGAGACUCUGAGGCAGGACUCCAGGAAGAUACGCUUCCAGGGAAGUCUGUUUGACCUGUGCAGCCCCAGCUCCUCCCCCGGUACUAGUUCACCUCUUGCUGCCCUUACAUUGCCACUGAUGCUGGUUGUAACUACUGGGCCCAGCUGGUGCUCUGUAUAGAUGGAGGGUGAAGAGGUUUUUCUCUUCACCCGGAGGGUUCAGUUCUCCUAAAUUUAAACUUAAAGCCAAGGAUUUAAGAGGGGCAAAUGUUUUUAAAGGAGCCACAGAUGUCUCUGGUAAUCAAAAAUGUUUGAAUAAUGUUUGAAAUCCUCUCAAAUAGCUUUUUUUUUAAAUUUUAUUUUAUUAUUAUUUCCUUAUGUCAAGAAACUUCUGGCGGAGCAAAAAAAAUUCCAGUUUAACAAUCCAGAUUAAAGGAAACAAUGGGAUCUUAGUCUGAUCAGGUCUGGACUCAGACACCUGUGGCUCUGGGUCAUUGAUAUACAAGGGGUGGACACAUUAUCACAUAUGUCAGUUCAAUAUAAUGCAAUCCAGCACAGCCUGCAGUGUAUACCUCUAUGUAGAUUAUAAUGUUGAGUUCUUAUGGUCUUUUUAAAGCAGUUCUUGUGGAGUUGGUUUUUAUUACAGUAUAUGACAGUGAGGUGUUUCUCUUAUUGUGUCCACCCCCUGUUCCAUGUAUAAUGUUUAAAUUUUGUCAUGACAGUUACAGGAACAGUUUGACAUUUUGGUUAACAGAUUAGAAAACUAAUCACAUUUUCAUAGUUGCCCAGCAGCACCAGUUAGCUUAGCUUGGUGCACAUAAAAGCACAACGGUUCCAUCUUUACAAGUUCACACAGUUUGAGGUAAAUCAGACAAAAACUGGAUUGUGUUCCCUUCACUCAGAGAUGCUGGCUACCUUUCCCUUAUUUGCGGUCGUUUCAAUAGAACUAAGCUGAUGAGCUGCUGGCUUUAGCUUCAUCUAUCGAUCAAAUAUGAGCCACGAAAAAAAUGGAAAUGUCAAACUGCUCCUUUGAUUAGGAGCUACAGUGUGUGUUAGCACCCAGUUUAAUCUCUAGUGAGUUUGUAUGAACACAGUCAAGCAAUGGUUAUGUAAUUAUCUAUCAUGUUACAAAAAACAGUAAAGGGGCACUUCACCAAUAUACAACAGCAAUAUCUUGGCAAAUCUUUGCAAAAUGACAAGAAACUGUAAACAUAAAUUAAAUUAACUCAGAUGGUGUAUCGGUGAAAUGCCCUUUUAACUUGCAGUAAAUGUUGUAGUUAAGUGACAAUCAAGAAACUUGUACACAACCCCCCAGCCCCCCCACCCCCACGACACUUUGGCCCACCAUGGCUGAUCUUGCACGGCUGCUAUAAGACACCAAAAACCAGACAUCUGACAUCUGCGUCACAUUCAGUCCAUGCUUUAGUUCACUCACAGCUGUCUGCUGACGUCUGAAGAGUGUGAAUGUUAAGUGUUGUUUUGCAGAUUUGUGUUUCUGUGAAGAAGGAAAAAAAAACUCACCUGCAUUUGGCAUGAUAUCACCCAUUGCCAAGUAUUUUGAAUACAGAUGGAGAUUGGCAUUUGUCUUUAGUCAUGAUGCAAACAUCAUAUUUUUUUAUUUAUUUUUUAUAAUUUAAAAAAUUAUAUGUGAGAAUUAAGCCUAAUAAUUUAACAAUUUUAAUGUUCAUCUAGCUAAAACUGGGAAUCUGCAUUUCAUCAGACAGGGAGGGUUUUUUUAGAUUCCAGUCAACAAUACUAAAAUGAGACAUACACCUGUCAGUAAAUGUUUUUGACUUUUUCCACAGCUGACAUCCUGACUUGUCUCAGUACUGAAAGCUGGAAGUAUUAGUAAUGGCGGCAUUCCGCUCAGUGGAUGUUCACCUAUUGUACACUUCACGGAAUUCCAGCGUCAUUAAUACACCUGUGCUUUCCGUUCUCUGUCAAGUCAAGAUGUCUGUCGUGGAAAAAGAAGGUAAAUUUAAGAGCCUCACAAACUCCAGUCUGCAAUGUGACAGUCGAAUUAACAGCAACACAAGGAGAGCUGUAUUUUCCAUUAGUAGUGUUAGGUAUACCUAUAAAUUGGAAGUUUUAGGUGUAUUUCAUAUUAAAAUAACUACAAUUAAUCAAUAAUGAUGUGUACUUAUAUGUAACAGCAAAACUGAUCACUCCUGAAACACAAGGCAGGGGCCCAUUUUUGCCAAGUAUCCACCUGUGUCUAUGAUUUUGUGUCUAUAGUGUUAAAAUGAUGCAUCAUAUAACUGUUAUACUGCUUGUUAACUGCUACAUGCUUUUAAUCAGGCAUGUUUUUGGACAAACUUGAGCUUCAUUUCACAGAAAAACCACACUACAAACUUCAAAAGCAGUUAAGUAAAACAGUGAUACAACACCCAUCAUUCCCACUCAUUUGACUCAUUUAGCAAAUAAACCUCUUGAGAUAUCAGUAAUUGUAAAGCCCGUUUUACGAAUUCUUCACUGGAAACAUUCGUAGUUUUCACUCUCACUACAGUAAUGACUCGCUACGGUUCACAGCAAAUGAGAACGCUUCAGGUUUAAUGUCUUGUAUGUCUGAUAUCUGUGUCACCAUUUGCAUAUUUCCUUUUAAAACUGACCACCCUGACAAAUGUUAUGAAAAUGACGUGUUAUAAAAACAAGGACAGUUUCUGUGGUCCUGAAUAUUUUUUUCCUGUGUUCUAGUGCAUGGUCAUUUUUGUGGCGAUGGAGAGUGUUAAUUAUACCUUGGGUAAAGUGUACAGUGGUCUUGAUCUGUGCAUGAAGUUAGGUUAUAGCUCCCCGGCGUAACAGCAUCCUUUGUUAUGCAGAUUUAUUAUCCACACGCCCCCAUCUCCCUCAACUCCAUUAGCAUGUUUGUUCUUGCAGUUUCUGUUUAUUUUUCCAAGUGGUAGCAUCACAUCAUUCAUUGUGUGUCCGGAGGUGACGAUACAAAUCAUUUGUCCUCAAAGCAUGAGCAAUAUACAAUCACUUCUUAAGAGAGGACAAUGAUCCCUUCAUACUCUGUCGAAGAAAGCAUGAAAAUGAUUGUGACCAUGAGCACUAUACCAUCAGUAUGUAUCCCAAUGACAGUUUAAACAUGGAACGAACUCCUGAAUGUAAAAUCAAGUUCUGUACCCGUGUUUUUUUGUUUUUGUUUUUUCAGUUCACAGAUAAAAAGUACAAUAUCUAAAGCAAUAUAUGGAACAGUAUUGUGUUUGUAAUAAUAAAGCACCAUGUUUGAAACAUA